AUGACAGCAGUACAAUUAUCACUAUUUAUACAAAGUUGUAUCAUUAGAUUGUUGAUCGACCAACAAUCAAACCUACAUGAAGACAAGGAUACGUAUAAAGGAAAUGAGUAUUGGUACAUAGUGUUUAAUGGAGAAAAGAGAAGACAACAACCAAUCAAAGCAAUAAAUGUGAUAGACAUUGCAUUGGUAUCAAAAUGGUGGCUACAAGUGGUUAGACAGAGAUCAUCUGUGUAUUUCAAAGGUCAUUUAGAUACCGUGAUACUCAAAUCAAUACAUUCAAGUAAUCAUUCAAUCUAUUCAUCAAACAGUAUACAAACACUAAAAUGGGCACUUCAAGGAUUAGAUCAUUACACCAAAUCAACAUUUAACUAUGAAAAGCAAUUAAUGCAACUACUACCUCACCUGCAAUCUAUCAACCUCUUAUGCAAAGGCAAUGUUAACAUACAAGUUUUGGAAGCACUCAGAGCAAUACAAAAACAACAAUAUCCUCAUAUAGUUAUCAACACCGAGUUUGAUCUAAAUGGAAUAGACAGCAUAGAUCACAGUUUCAUCGAGUGGCCAGCAUCAUUGGAAGGGUUUACACCCAACACCGUGUCUUUGGGAACAUGUGAUUUCAAUCCAUGGGGAUUUUUUCAUGAAAACUCUUAUCAAGACAACUUUAUCGAUAUGAUCAAAGAUCUUCAACCACGGUCACUAAAUCUGUACACGAAUAGUGGUCAGAAUGUUGGUGUUCCACAUAUUAAAUACUCCGACCUAUUCAAACAUCUCACAUCAAUCAAGCAUCUAAACAUUGGCUACGAUUUCGUAGAGUUUGCAGAACUAAAACAUUUAGUUGAUGUUAAUCAUUACAUGCAAUUGGAAUCGCUAAAGGUGGAUAUAGUAUCAAGGGUUUUGCUUGUUCAUCCUUUCUCCGACUCGAGUUAUCACUAUAACACUUCGAUGGACGAUUGGAUCGAAUUUUGUGACUACCAACAAGACAGUUUCUAUUUUGAACCCGUCAAAUUAAAUACAUUUCAAUUGGCAUUUGAAUCUAUUUGGAGUGGUGGUGAUAGUAAGAUUGACUAUCUUGCUUUGGAAUGUAUGCCAAAUGUAAUGACAGACAAUAUGUGGAAUAUUCUUGGCAAUUGUCAGAGUAUCACCAAAUUACUAUUGACUCAUGAAACCGUGACCAAUGAAAUGGUUCCAUCUCUCGCCAAUCUUUUAUCAACCAACACAACUAUUACAGUUCUAUCAAUUAGAGGUAACGAGUUGAGUUGGAGCAAUGACCUGGCAGAAGCAUUCAAACAAAACAAAACAAUCACAGUCUUGGAUAUUGGCAAGAAUUUUUGUAAGGAUUAUGAUGAUGUUGAUGAUACAUACUCGUUUUUAAAUGCCUUGUUGUACAGUGAUACUGUCCAAUACUUAUUCCUCCAUUCUCAGUCUCAGGAUAGACUUGAGAUCAUCAAGGGAUCUCCAUACUAUAUUCAAUCAAAAUCAUUAAAAGAAUUUAAUUUAGAUUUUAUUUCUGUCAAUGAUUCACCCUACUUUAAUAAUAUUACUACAAAGAAUCAAAGAUAA
Cavenderia fasciculata is the source of this 1557-nucleotide messenger RNA. RefSeq lists its product as uncharacterized. Bases 1 to 1557 code for a protein of 518 amino acids. The record is from RefSeq and is a predicted model, not a curated record. The transcript is spliced from 3 exons. Lineage: Eukaryota; Evosea; Eumycetozoa; Acytosteliales; Cavenderiaceae.